AUGAUCGUUCCCCUGAUGAAAAAGCACAUGCAGAACGGAGAGCUGGUGGUACUCGGCGAGGAUACUUAUAUUUCUCCCGUUCUAAGAGGGAAGCCUGCAAACUUGAAGAUCCUUGACCACGGCACACUGACGAUAGCAGUACAGCUGUCGAAGGAAGAGGCGGAAGCACUGAGGGGAACCUUGUCUGAAGUUGUGGAUCAAGAGAAGAGCCUAAAGUGGGAAAGACAAAUGCUUAAGUCGGCGCAAGCGCAUGACAAUCGCAUUCCCGGAGGUUUUGUGGGAACGGGCCCAAGCGUAGCAGCUUUCCUAAAGUACCAACAAUGGAAAAACGCGCAGAACCAAUUAAUAGAGGAAAAGAUGAAAGUCCUGCGGGUGGUGGAGCCCGCGAUGAUGAAUGCCAAUCCAAAUGCUUCGUCAACAAUACAAAGCGGUGGGAUAGUAGGGCCGGGAGAUCGCCUCGCGUUAUCCGCCCAGCUUUUCAUCCAAAACUCGCAACAGCGCAAGCUUGGCGAAAGUGGACGCAGCAUGUUCGAAGCACACUACUUCGACAAGGAAAAGUUCUGGACGAGGACAAAAAAAAAAUUGGGCCGCUCGGAAGAGAUCUUAGACGAGGUGGCCAAGUUAGAGAUGCGUGACCCGACGCAUAUGGUGAUCCCCCUUGGAAUCGUCGGCGAGCUUGCCAAUGGCCUGCGUGUCCUUCUCCAUCCGACCUCCCUGGCACCGAUAUCGUUUUUGCAUGACAUCCAUGGCGAACCGCCUCCCGGCGUGAGCCCCGAGGAUGCCACGAAGCGACGGGCUUUAGAAAAAAAAGCUUGGGAGCGGUGGGGACCACAACUUGCCAAGGCGCUGAACAGCCCCAGCCGAAGCAAGGCAUCUACCCAGACCGAAAAUUCUUGGGACAAGAGUGUGCAUGAUGCGUUGCACUUGCACUCCAUCUCGCACUCCUUGACACCAAAAAAGGAGCCCACGUAUGGCAGCUUCCGGGUUUACAGCAGCUGGAAAGCAAUGCAAAAGAACGCCGCUCUUGCAGCCGGACUUGACGCCUCUGCCAUAGAAAAAUCUCCUGCUGCCGUGCGUCUGCUUCGUGAAAUACCGGAGAAAGAUCUGGCGUUGCUCCGGCCAAAUGCGGACACGAACUGGCUCAACCUCAAGGAGGCGUGUAGGGAUACGAAGGUAACCUGGGAACAGUUUCUCGGCGACAACAAACGUCAGUAUCCAGGUCGAACCGGAGACAGUUUAGUCUGGCCAGAAGAAGACAACCGGCAUACGCGUCUCCCCGAUUUAGCCGAAGAAAAAGUCCAGGACGCCAUGGCGACGUGGCAGAUGUUGGACCCGGCCCCUAUGAUCAUCCCCACCGGGAUCCUGGGCCAGCUGGCCAAUGGUCUAUUUGUGAUCCUUGACCCCAACACGUUGGCGCCGAAAAAAUAUCUAUUUCCCGGCGGGCAAAAGGAGGGCCGGCUUGGAUUUGCUCCAUAAGAAGCGAAAAAGCACUCGAACAAGAAAAGACGGCGCGCAGCUUCAUUCGAGCUUUCAUUGCCGGGGGCGGCAGGCCACUAUAAUUGGAAUCGACUGGGCGCCGAAAUCUGGCAUGGUUUUGCAUUUUUGCUUAUUGGGGCGGCCCGCUGCCAGAAAAGGAGCCAGUCGCGUGCCGCGUCUUUGCCGGUUGCCCUUGUAUUCUAUUGUGGGCGCAGCUUGGAUUAAAGCUAAUAAAGCAGUGUUUGCAAUGGGGCAGGGCGACGCCAACGUGGCAGCGGCUCUCGUGGGCCCCUUUUGUGUUGCGUCAAAUCGAGGUGACGUGGUGGCCUUGUGGUUGCCCGUCUGUGUUCUUAUGCAGGUGCCCUCUUAGUGUUAGUAGUAGUACUAGUAGCAGAGUAUUCUGCGGGUUUUGUAGCUCAGUGUUUCUCAGUAUUGCUGCUGCAUUAAAAUGAAGAAUAGAUGUGUUAGAGGCUUGCUCGUGCUCUGUCGUCUUUUUGACGUUUCCAUAAUCGCGAGCCUUUUGGCAGUAGCGCAUUCAUUCAGACACAGACCUCCCUCAUGGCGAAUCUAACGCAGAGCACCACGACCGCCACCGACGACGUACUCCGGAGCCUACCGGGGGUACCGUGGCGGACCACCCGCGCCGGUAGCGCAAGCGAUGGAGCCGACCUGGAUCUCGGUGGGGGAGGGGGUGGCGGUUUCGGGGGAUCAUCUGUUCCUCGCAGUGCUCAACACCAGGACGACGGCCGCAGGGCUCCCGCCUGGUCUUUUCCGAAGAUGCCUGGAGAACGCGGACACCAGACGCCCAGCACCUACGCUAGCAAAGUUGCUUUUGAGUCGGCUCCAAAACUACCCCUGAGCCCGCGUCGUUCUAGGGCAUAUAGACCGAUGGGCCCUCACGUGAUUGAUGACGCACCAGGAGCAGGCGUAGAUGUAUGCAAACAGAGGCACAGUAAGGGUGUUGCUAGCCAGAUAUUGCUUGACCUCUCCUGUAGUUGGGCUCAUGCAAAUACAGGGUUGAAGAAUGAGGAUGAGCAUUAUAUACUUAUGAGGUGGGAGCGGGCUUCUUGCGACCACUCCAAUUGCGCUACGGAGGCAGGGCAGCUGCGCGAUGGUUAGUAGCAGCGCCACCUUCUGUUAGUUUGAAUGAAAGAAAGAGAUGCAACUAAGCACGACGAUAUGUCGAACCAGUCGGACAUCUGUUCAUGCUGUCUGCACUGCAGUUUUCCAACACGUGCGGGCAGGGGUUUGGGUUUGCACUGAAUUUAUUUUCAAAAGCGCCUUAUAUUAUGUAUGCAAUUGCAUUUGCAAGUUGUGCACUUAUUUAUAUUUUACGCGGUUUAGUUCCGCUUCUCCUGUAGCGCUUCCCCUUCGGUAGUAUGGUGACCGCUCUCCGCACACGCGAUUAUCUAUCAGCCUAACGACUCGGGGGGAAAGGGCGUCACUAGGUUCGCUGCCUCAAAACAACUAACUUGGCUUUGAUAAGUGAGACGAAGGUAUGACCAUGACCAACCGCCCGGCUGACCACGCGGCGGAUGGGUUAUCGUCAUCUUUGCAACAUGCAGCCCCAGGCUACAUGGAAGACAGGAAGACGAAGAUGGCACACGAAGACCCCCAGCAUCACACGACUUUGCUUAUUGCGGCUCCAGCGCCGAUUGCUGCAGGGGUGGCGACUGCAACUAGGAGCGCCUCUUCGUCCGACGCCCGAGAAGGUGAAGAAGACCCGAAUGAUUCCGGAGCGCAGGGCUUCGACUUUCCACUUUCUGACUUCGUGCUACAUGAAGCACUGAAUAUCAGCCCUAGUUCGCAGAUGUUCCUGUCCGGUUUCCUCCUGGGCGUUCUCUUCAGCGUCGUGGCCCCGUACGUCUGGAAAUUUUGUAGCAGCAGCUGUACUUCUUGCCUCCGCGGCGCGGGAUCUGUUUUAUGGAACAAGGUCCGUAUGAUCCGACCAGCGGCGAAGGAAAAGAAUCUGGGUCUUGUCACGGAGGAGCCAAAGGACGACGCGCAAGCCCGUGGAGACGCAAACAACUCGGAGGAAGAAGCGGAGCUGAAGGAGCCGCUACUACCAAAAGAGGACGAACGGGAAACGGACCCGGAAGUUGUGGCUGCUGACAGAAGUGAAAGCUUUGGUCGAAAAGAGCAGUACGAGGAGGAGCAGGUUGCCGACAGUGAAGGGUUUGGCCGAUACGAGCAGGAUGAACAGGAGCAGGAGGUGGACGAGGCGGCGCACCAUGUUCAUGUCGCGCACCCGCGUGAAGAAGCUAUCGAAGAUCUUACGUCUGCCACUGUUGGCUCGCCUUCUACUCCAGCGCCGGGGCUGUUAGUUGACGUCGAAACGCUCACUAACUCGCCACAUGUAUGACACCAAAAAGCGUCGUCCCGACUGGUACCCGAGCCGAGGAAGCAGGAGCCGGGACUCUCUUCUAAAAAUCCCGUGCUUUUUACACGUAGAAGUGCAUGCUAAUGUUUGUGUUUCAUUUGCAUGUAGCACAAAAAAAAUGAGAAUGACGACAAAGUCAAAGAAGUCAAAGAGAAAGAAAAUGAAAACUACACACCCAUGGUAUCUAUUGGUGAUACAGUCUUGAAUUGCAAUCUUGAAGUUGCUUCCGCUCUGAUGCUGGUUCCGGGGCGGUUUUGGUUCUGAUAGUCUUGCGCAGCCACCGACAGCGAAGCCGAGUGGGAGGAGCAACUGGUGUUGUGGUGUGCCAUAUGCAUUGCAAAUAUCUCUCAGUCUGGACGAACGCAGAAUUUAUCAUGCAGGGUUCGCAUGACCCAGAAGGUUUCUUUGGAAUGCGGGCUCUAGCCCAAGCUUCGCAGGUUUUAUAAGAAAUAUUAAUACUGCCUUCGGGGCGUGCCCAGAAGUGGAGGCUUUUGCUGAUUAUGCAAUACAGAUUUUCGUAUUCGUUUUCGUGUCGAUGUUGACGUCUAGCAUGACAAACUCGGACUCUUCCAGGCCCAUACACAUUUGCAAUGCAUAUUCCAAAGCGAGGAACAAGGAGGUCGACGGGUAGCUAAUCAUGCCUAAAAGGGAAAUAUUUGCCGGUAUUUGCCUUUUCAAUUGAUCUUGAUGAAUCGAAAAUGACGGCUACUAGUAAGACGCGAAGUGUGUGGGGCAUCCUUUUUGGAGUGGGAUUAUUUAGGUUCAAACUGGUCCCUGCUCCAUCUUCGGAUAAUUUAUUUCUAUAAGUUCGAAACAACUGUAGCAUCGUCGCGAGGAGAAGGGACGAGCAGUCUGGAGCCGCAAGGCGAAGGGGUCAGAUGGCAUUUACGAACCACGAAUAGAGAACCGCGAAGGAACAAGGACGACGAGCCAAGAUCACUCCACUCUCCGAUCUCGGGUUGUCUAUGUGCUAUCUCGCUGCUUUUAGUUUGUGAUUUGUAAUAUUAAAAAAAAAAAAUGUUCAAAUAAAAACUUCAGGAGUUUUAUCAAAUGUGGUCGGCGCAGCACCGACCCCGGUAGAGUUUAGAGGGUUUUAGGGUCCUGUCAAACUUCGACGAGAAGUUACUUGUACAG
This is a messenger RNA of Amoebophrya sp. A120, 4990 nucleotides long. Lineage: Eukaryota; Dinophyceae; Syndiniales; Amoebophryaceae. The record is from the annotation of a GenBank genome assembly.